Anopheles bellator is the source of this 2157-nucleotide messenger RNA. It is a transcript of the gene Tif-IA, whose product is annotated as RNA polymerase I-specific transcription initiation factor RRN3. Gene Ontology annotation, molecular function: RNA polymerase I general transcription initiation factor activity; RNA polymerase I core binding. The transcript has 3 exons. Bases 220 to 2001 code for a protein of 593 amino acids. The record is from RefSeq and is a predicted model, not a curated record. Lineage: Eukaryota; Metazoa; Arthropoda; Insecta; Diptera; Culicidae. Gene Ontology annotation, biological process: transcription initiation at RNA polymerase I promoter. Gene Ontology annotation, cellular component: nucleus.
UCCGGCGGAUGAAAUAUUGUGAAAUUGUGCGUAAUCUGCGUGUUCGAUAACAGAAACUAUUUUCGGUUUCUGUUCAGGAUUCAGCGUAGGUGUACCAAUCUGUGUUUUCAGCGAUCCACGACCGGUAUUAGCUCUGCCUGGUGCACAGCCUUGAGCGGAACCCAACUUCCGCCUUCCCUUUCCACGACAACCAACCGUACGGCGGAACGCAAUGCAAAAAUGUCUGCGGCCACAGCAAAAUCGCGGUUAUCGUCAAUACUCAAGUCACCAAGCCAAGAUACGAAGAAUAUCCCUCGCAACAAGGUGCGCUUCAGCGCACUGUCCAUUGAAACGGCCCUGCAGGAUGUCCUGGAUAACAGCCGGUUGAGCACCUACGAAGAACUGUGUCAAAAGUUAAGGGAAGAAGACUUCGACGAUGACCAGUUUCUAGAGACGUUCAUUGAGGCGAAACAGAGCGUUCCGCUGAUGAAUGUGCACUUUACCAUGUUGGUCGAGUUGUUGUUAUCCAUGCCCUGGCUGGACCGGGGCGAAACGUGUAUCGAGGCAUACAAAAAUUUCGUGAUCGAGCUAUCGAUCGUCCACAAGAACUUUUGUCCGAUGACGAUCACAAAGCUGGUGCAGAUGUUUAUCCCGACGGUGGCCGCUAAAGACCAGUGGAAGCACGGCGUGCCCAGUGAAGCGUUGCAGAAGAAGUUGGCCGAAGUGCACGAUCUAGUCAUGAGACUGAUGAAUGUGAUUCCGAUGAUCUUCGACGUGGUGCUGACUCAGUUACGUAAGACCUUUCCGUACCACAAGAAGCCGGCUUACGAAGUGACCGGCUACCUUUUUAACGUGCUGAAGGUGACGCAGUACGCGUCAAUCUACUGUGAUGAGGUGCUCGAUAUAGUCUUUCACCAACUGCUUCUGCUGGAUGUGAAUGUUCCUCGCAGCGAGAUCGAAGCCGCGGAGGAACCGGAUGAGGAGAUGCUGUUUGAAAUGGAUGCAAAUGGCGCUGACGAAGAAGAACAGUGCACCACGAUGAAGCAUCCGCUGGCGGAAACGUUGGACUGUUUCAUGGGCCUCAUGUUUGACUAUAUCGAACAGAGUGUGAAGAGCGAAGGGCAAGGCGACCGGUUGUUCAAGAUGAUGCUGAAACAGUUCGAAACGCACGUUCUUCCCACACACAACACGGACCACGUCCAGUUCCUGCUGUUCUACUUCAGCAGCUUCAAGAUGGCCUACGGCGAGCAUUUUAUUAGCUCGCUGUGGAAAAACGUUAGCAAUCCUACCAUUUCGCCGACGGUCCGCCAAUCCUCGGUUGGGUACAUCGCAAGCUUACUGGCCAGGGCCAACUUUAUCCCCUUAAGUCACUUAAAGUCCAUGCUGCAGGAGAUGUCCCAGUGGGUGCACAGUUACAUUCAACGCAGCGACUCUAUGAACUACAAUCAAUCUAUCAAAGCGCAUCUGGUGUUCUACUCGGUGUGCCAGGCCAUUUUCUAUAUGGUCGCGUUCCGCAGCAAACAUCUGACGGCAAGCGCCAAAAAUUUAGCAUUUCUACAAUCGCUCCAGCUAUCGUCGAUCGUGACGUGCCCCUUGAACCCACUGCGCGUUUGUCUGCCGACUGUCGCGACCGCGUUCGCUGGCGUAACGCGAGCCUACCAACUAGCUUACUGUCACACCAUCCUUGAGCGGAAUGCCCGGCGCAAAUUGGCCACCGUGUACAAAAACAGUUCCCAGCUACCGGAAGACUGUUUGGACACGUUCUUUCCUUUCGAUCCGUACAUGCUAAUAAAGUCCGGCCAGCGAAUCGAGCCCUUUUACCUACAGUAUCAGGCGCACGAGAUGGACGAGGAGCCGGGGGAAUCGAUGGCCGGCGGCGUCGCAGGGAACGGUCGCAAGCGCUACGAAUCGCUCUCGGAAGAUGUCGACGAUUUCAUCCCCGAAAGCAAGCGGCACAAACAUCAGCCUGUGGACGGCGAGUUUACGUACUCCUACGGGGUUUCGCCUGGAUUUCAAAGCUAAGAAAUGGCCGGUCUCGGACGAGGUUUUCUCCGAGCAACAUGCAAAUCGCAGUUUUUGUGCAAACACCUCAAUAAAAUAUAAGCAUAUAUUUUACUCAAUUAACCCGCCUCUCCGUUAGUAAAUUACAGUCAAGUAGCAACUAUUCUGCAUUUAGAA